Spodoptera exigua (beet armyworm) is the source of this 1355-nucleotide messenger RNA. The record is from the annotation of a GenBank genome assembly. NCBI's taxonomy places the organism in Eukaryota, Metazoa, Arthropoda, Insecta, Lepidoptera, Noctuidae.
CUUUGACGUUUUAAAUUUCAUUCAUCAUCGACUCACGUCGGCUUCUUUUUUGAAGCGAAAACUUAAUUGUUAGUGAAAUUUACUUCGAUUACUUAAUUUAAACAUGUUCAGAAAUCAGUAUGACAGUGAUGUCACAGUAUGGAGCCCUCAGGGUCGGCUCCACCAAGUGGAGUACGCCAUGGAGGCUGUCAAACUUGGUUCAGCUACCGUAGGGCUGAAGAACAGACAAUAUGCCGUCCUCAUUGCUCUUAAAAGGGCUGUGAGUGAGUUGUCCGCUUACCAGAAGAAAAUUAUUCCCAUUGAUGAGCACAUCGGCAUCUCUAUCUCUGGUUUGACUGCUGAUGCUAGAAUGUUGAGCCGUUUCAUGCGCACUGAAUGCCUGAACCACAAGUAUGCACAUGACGCACCAAUGCCCGUUGGCCGUCUCAUUGGUCUCGUUGGUAACAAGAUGCAGAUUUGUACGCAGAGGUACGACAAGAGGCCUUUAGGAGUUGGACUGUUAGUAGCUGGCUACGAUGAUCAAGGACCACAUAUUUACCAGACUUGCCCAUCAGCAAACUUCUUCGACUGCCGUGCGAUGGCCAUAGGAGCUCGGUCACAAUCAGCUCGUACUUACUUAGAAAAACAUCUGUCUUCUUUCCUGGACUGUGAUCUUCAGGAGUUGGUGGCUCACGGACUUAGGGCUCUGAGGGAUACCUUGCCUAACGAAGUGGAUCUUAACACCAAGAAUGUGUCCAUUGCGAUUGUGGGUCCGAAGACUCCUCUGCGCAUAGCCGAUGAAGAGGAACUGACUCGUCUUCUGGCGCUGGUGGAAGGUGAGGAAAGGAGGGGAGGCGGUGCCAGCGCCACUGGCGAUGCUGGUGCUGCAGCUGACCGUGAGCGUGACGCUCCGGGGGACGAUCCCCAACCCGCCGUGGCCAUGGAUACGGAGUAAAUGAGGAGCGACUCCGGGGAGAUGACGAUGACGAAGUUAUAAAGGCCGAUAGAACUAGCAAGUUUUAUCGUUGCUAUGGCAACCAAAAUGUCGUCGUCAACAACGCCAAGAUUUCGCGUUUCCCUUCCCGUUGCUCACCUAAAGAAUUGCCUUGGCCAGUGUUUAGAAGUGUACGUUCAUGUUGCUAAAUAUACUUAUAAAUGACUAGCUUCCGUCCGCGGCUUUACGCGCCGUUUAUAAAAAGUAGCAUUUCAGUAAAUCCAUGCUAUCAUCUGUUUACGUACCAAAUUUCAACUUAAUCAGCCCAUCCGUUUUUGAGUGAAAAAAUAACAAAAGUACAUUUAGAAAUUCUCACAAACUCUCAAUUCAUAAUAUUACUUAGUAUAGUAUGAUAGUAGGAAGGAUUUUGGUAGCUACCCAU